AUGGGGAAGAGAAUUCAUGAGAAAGAGUGUUUAUUGUCUAGUGGAAAUGCUAAUAGUAGCCAUCAUACUCAUCCAGGACGAGUAUGGGGAAUUCUUCAUGUUAUAAAGUACCAUCAUUGGCGUCAGGUCAAGAGAAGGCUUUCACACAGAAGGCAUGGUAAUGGAAGACCUAAUGCAAGAUCUGAAGUUCCAGGAACUUCUGAUGAUUCUGGGCUUAACUCUAUGCCGGAACAUUGUACGCCAUAUGUAGAGUUAUCUAAUGAUGAAGAAGAGCUGGUACAGUCCUCUUCUCUAACCAAAAGUUCUCUCAGAUCCCGAUUAAGGUCAUUUCUCAGUGAAGAUACAUACAGAAGGAAAGGUCGACACAAGAGAAGCUCAACUUGCCCUGCAAAGUCACAAAUACAACUAGCUCAUGUUAAUUCUGUUCACAACAUGGAGGUUGACCCACUUAGUGAAUUGUUACUAACUGUUCAGAGCCCUGAACCAGUCCUACAAACCUUUCAGAACCAUCUUGCAGCCGGCACACUGGAUAUGUUGUCACCAGUUUUCUCUGGUAAACCAAUUUCCCACCAUGACAAAUGUGUAGAUUGUGGCACAAUGUUUUCUAGUGACAUUUUGAACCAUAACAAAAUUCAUAAGCACUUGACAUCUCCUAAUCAAGGUGGCCCAGAAGAGAAGUUGUUCAAUGCAAAGAUACUUACAACUGAUGCUGCACCCCACCUCUUCAGGGACUUUCUUGAUGCAUUGGAGGUUAUCAACACAAACAAGGACUUUCUGUUAGAAUAUAUACAGGAUCCAGGCUCUCCUUUGCCAUUUCACCCUCACAGUAAACAAUCUUUGAAUGCUAAUCUGAGACGAUCCAGAUCUCUUUCAUUUCCUGUAUCUGCCUCAUCAUCACAAAGGCAAGAUUCUGAUUCAGGCCAAAUCAUAAACCUAAUGAUGGAUGACUUGUUAAAUGCAGAAAAAGAAAAGACACCAGCUCAAAGUAACAUGCAAAAUAAAUCCAUGCAUGAGUCUUCAGAAGAUUCUCACCAACAGUCCAUACCAUCUGGUUCUUCACAUAAUUCUGAUCAAAUGGGUGAAAGAGGUUCUAAUUCUUCAUCAGUUUUACCUCGGGUUCCCAACAAUGCGAGAACUAGACACUUCAGGGAUCUUAGAAAGAAGAUGAGGCGCAUAAUUGAAGAGGGGAGAAAUGAAAGGCAUCGCAUUACCAUGGAUGCUAUAAUUGACAAAAUUCCUCGUGGAAAGAGGCUUACAAAAAAUGUGAAGAAGUUUAUUCAUGACAUGUCCAAAGACCCCACUACUAGUGGGGAAGGUGAAGACAAUGCAACAAGUGGUUCUCGGUGUCGUCUCUCUUCUAGGUCCUUCAACAAGCGUCAACGAUCACCCAUGAGGAAUUCUUCUCUAAAAGAAUCAGCUGGAAGAUAUUCUCAGUUGUACGAGACUUGCUUUAACAGUGAAGCCAAGUAUCCUAUGGAUGAAAACUCAAGAGUGAAAGAAGAAGAGAGAAAUUCUAUAUUUAAGACUCCAAAAUCUUUCAAAAGAUAUCUUUCAAUGCCUAAUUUGAAAUCUUACUUUCACAACAAUGAGGAGCCUUCUUUUCUUUUAUCCCCCCAGAACUCAAUGAAAAGAUAUGGAGAUAGAAACAUCAACCCAAAUGACAUUGAUCUUGUUCAUAGGAGGUUUGACCAAAGUGAUGGCUCCAAGAGUAAAAUAUUUCCAACUACACAUGCUGGUAACAAUCAAGAAACCAACUUGAAUGCUGACCAAAAGCAACUGCUUGUCAGGAGUGCUUCAAAAUCUGGAAUAGAUUUUAGCAUUGAGGAAAAGGAAGAUAAGAUCUUAGGAAUUGAUGAAUUAGAAAAGUUGAGAGACAAUGGACAAGACAUUGGAGCUGAAACAGACACAUACCCAGCGGAAGCGAACUCAGUCUUCUCUUCUGAUACCAGCUUUCUUGAUGUUUCAUUUGAUCUUGAGAACUUAGACAUACCCGAAGGUAUAUUUGGUCCUUUUGCACUUCAAUCUUUCAUUUUGUCAUCCCUAACUUCUAACUUAGCACGUUCCUGUGUCUGCAUGUUCCUAUUGCAUUAG
Molecule: messenger RNA, 2091 nt
Organism: Sphenostylis stenocarpa
Lineage: Eukaryota; Viridiplantae; Streptophyta; Magnoliopsida; Fabales; Fabaceae
Source: the annotation of a GenBank genome assembly